ACAUACAAGAUGGAUAAACUAGUUUUAUGUGAAGCAAACAACGUUCCUCUUACGCCCAUAACGUUCUUGAAGAGAGCUUCCGAGUGUUAUCCCAAACGAACGUCCAUAAUCGAUGGACAAACUCGUUUCACUUGGCCUCAAACCUAUGACCGUUGCUGUCGUCUCGCUUCUUCUCUUCUCUCUCUCAACAUCACCAAAAACGACGUUGUCUCGAUUUUGGCCCCAAACGUACCGGCCAUGUAUGAGGUGCAUUUUAGUGUUCCCAUGACCGGAGCCGUACUUAACCCUAUUAACACCCGUCUUGAUGCAAAAACCAUAGCCGUCAUCAUCCGCCAUGCUGAGCCAAAGAUCUUAUUUGUGGACUAUGAGUUUGCUUCUUUGAUCCGAGAAGUCUUACGUCUCCUACCCUCUGGUGAGUCACAAGCUUACCCGCGGAUCAUAUUCAUCAACGAGAUCAGUUCCACUGUAAAGCCUUACUCCAAGGAGUUAGACUACGAGGAUCUCAUCCGUAAAGGAGAUCCUAAAGUCUCCUCGUCCAUGUUCUGUGUCCAUGACGAACAUGACCCUAUCUCUUUAAACUACACUUCUGGCACCACGUCCGAACCAAAAGGUGUAGUGAUUAGCCAUCGAGCAGCCUACUUGACCGUUUUGAGCUCGAUUAUUAGCAUGGAAAUGAGGCUUUUCCCGGUCUACCUCUGGACCCUUCCGAUGUUUCACAGCAAUGGAUGGACGCACACAUGGUCUGUGGCUGCACGUGGUGGUACCAAUAUAUGUAUGAGAAAUGUUACUGCCCUAGAUAUCUAUAAGAACAUAGAAUUAUAUAACGUGACACACAUGUCUUGUGUCCCUACGGUCUUUAAAAUUCUUCUUGAAGGAGAUGGAACCGACCAGACACGUUUGUCCCGGCCUGUCCGGGUAAUUACUGGAGGUUCACCCCCACCGGCUGCGCUUCUUCAAAAAGUUCAGAAAUUGGGAUUCCAGGUGAUGCACGCCUAUGGACUUACGGAAGCCACUGGUUCAGUUCUCUCUUGUGAGUGGCAAGACGAGUGGAACAGACUACCAAAGCAUCAACAAAUGCAGCUUAAAGCAAGGCAAGGGGUAAGCAACUUAGCUAUAGCAGAAGUUGACGUGAAGAACACGAAAACUCAAGAGAGUGUCCCGCGCGACGGGAAAACAAUAGGAGAGAUUGUCAUUAAAGGAAGCACCAUGAUGAAAGGGUAUCUAAAGAACCCUAAAGCAACAGCUGAAGUGUUUAAAGACGGAUGGCUCAACACGGGAGAUAUAGGCGUGAUAUAUCCGGAUGGGCACGUAGAGAUCAAAGACCGAUCCAAAGACAUCAUAAUCUCGGGAGGUGAGAACAUUAGUAGAAUUGAGGUUGAGAAAGUUCUUUAUGACCACAAGAAAGUGAUGGAGGCUGCGGUUGUGGCCAUGCCUCACUCUCUAUGGGGUGAAACCCCAUGUGCCUUUGUUGUUCUAAAAAAAGGUGAAACUAAUCAAGGAUAUGGUGAAAAGGAAUCAAUGAAGACCAAAGAAAAAGAUUUGAUUAAGCAUUGCCGUGAGAAUAUGCCGCACUUUAUGUGUCCGAGGAAAGUGGUGUUCUUGGAAGAAUUGCCAAAGAACGGGAACGGGAAGAUACUUAAGCCUAAGCUAAGAGAAAUUGCGAAAGGUUUGGUUGUUGAUGAGGACGAUACCGGUUCCAAGAAAGUUCAAGGAGGGAGUGUUAAUCAAGUUAGUUCAAGGCUUUAAGAGUUUACGUAUAUGAUCAUUCAUCAAUGUAUUUUAUAUCAGUUUAUGGUUGAAUUUAUAUGUUUCUUGGUUUGCAUGGUUUAAUCAUUAAAUUCACAAUAAAUAAAAAGAAAUAU
Messenger RNA from Capsella rubella, 1862 nucleotides. RefSeq names its product butyrate--CoA ligase AAE11, peroxisomal. The record is from RefSeq and is a predicted model, not a curated record. The coding region runs from base 10 to 1746 and encodes 578 amino acids. NCBI's taxonomy places the organism in Eukaryota, Viridiplantae, Streptophyta, Magnoliopsida, Brassicales, Brassicaceae. The transcript has 3 exons.